Molecule: messenger RNA, 3060 nt
Organism: Larimichthys crocea (large yellow croaker)
Lineage: Eukaryota; Metazoa; Chordata; Actinopteri; Sciaenidae
Product: glycerophosphodiester phosphodiesterase 1
Exons: 6
Coding region: 224-1219 (331 amino acids)
Biological process (GO): ethanolamine metabolic process; phospholipid metabolic process; N-acylethanolamine metabolic process
Cellular component (GO): plasma membrane
Molecular function (GO): glycerophosphodiester phosphodiesterase activity
Source: RefSeq, a predicted model, not a curated record
GUUUCUAAAUAGUUUUAUGUUAUCUUUAAACUUGACAUAGAUAGCAUCGACCUCCUUCUUCCCAUCCAGGUGGAAGUGCUGAUUGUUGGUCGUAUUGUGUGUCUGACCCUCCACCAUGUAGUCACCUGAGUGCCGACAGCAGAGCUCCGUCCAUGGCAUCUUUCUAAACAACGAGUCUUUCAUCCUCCGGUCCGAUCCGCGACAUAAAUACCCUCCGUUCAUCAUGCUGCAGAUCGGGGAUGAGGUGGUGUAUUUCUCGGCAGUGUUUCUGCUGGUGAUGUUGGGGACGAGGAGCGCCACCGGGGCCUCCCUCCUCACCGCAUUCCUCUAUGUCUUCAUGGUGAUGUUCCGGUUUCCUCCGGUGCCUGCGGAGCAGGCCGGCCGCGUCCUCCGGCCCAGGGCUCCAUCAGGCGGCGUCCCGGUGGUGGCGCACCGUGGAGGGAGCCACGACGCUCCGGAGAACACCUUGGCAGCGAUCAGAGAGGCCAGUAGAAAUGGGGCAACUGGAGUGCAGCUGGACCUGAGUUUCACAGCUGAUGGAGUGCCUGUACUGAUGCAUGAUGAGACUUUGGACCGCACCACCAACAGCUCUGGACCAGUUAACAAACUGCAGUUUGCCCAACUUAGAAGAGUGGAUGCUGCUGUUCGCCACAGGCUCAAGAACAAGUUCAGUGGUGAGAAGGUCCCGACUCUGCGGGAGGCAGUGGAGGAAUGCAUCAGACACCAGCUGACCAUCUUCUUUGAUGUCAAAGGUCAACCUGAUAAGGCUGCAUCAGCACUUCGUGACAUGUUCAGGAAGUUUCCUGUCCUUUAUAAUUCCAGCAUUGUUAUCUCCUUUGAACCCAAAGUCAUCUACAAGAUGCGUCAGACUGACCCCAAUGUGGUCACGGGUCUCACUCACCGUCCAUGGAGACUAAGCCGUUUUCGCGAUGGCACUCCUCGGACUCUGUCGUCAUGGGGUCAGAUGUGGACAGGGGUUCUGGAUGUAUUGUUGGACUGGGCCCACCACCACAUACUGUGGAAGCUCUGUGGAGUCUCUGCCAUCCUCGUGCAGAAAGACUUCAUCUCACUGGACUAUGUUCAGUACUGGGCAGAGCGCGGUGUGGAGGUGGUGGGCUGGACUGUCAACACCGCUGUGGAGAAAGAAUACUACCAAAACCUGCUGAAGAUUGGCUACAUCACAGACAGUCUGCUGGAAGACUGUGAUCCUGAUUACUAAAUGACACACACACACACACACACACACACACACACACACACACACGCACACACACAGUGAAGGCAUACAGGGAUGAUUAAAAUCUCAAUCUGUUUCCAGCUUGUUAAAGAUGACAUUUUGCAGCUUCUUAAUGAAUAGUUAGGAGUUGGAAACUCCUUGGUUAUUUACAAGAGAUAAUAUAAUCACUAUAAUUACUACAUUUCCCAGUUUCUUGUCCUUUCAGAGAUCAUAAAAUACUAAAAUAUGUAGAUGAAGAUAAUUAUAAGGUGGAAGGAAGCUAGAAAUCUGGUGCUAACUAACUCUGUAGUGGCAAUCAAAUAACCCAAGCUUCAUAGAAAUACAUGAUAAAUAUGAUUUUCUGUAGAGGUAAGAACACACUUGUAGCUGGAAUACAGGUAAUUUCUCUUUCAAUCUACAGACACAUUGAACCAUGAAGACUCAUCUAUAUUAUAUAUUCCUUGUCCUUAUCCUACUACCAGCAGCAAUACCUUCAACUCUCCUGUACCAGGAUUUAGGAUUAUGCUACUUUAAAGAUCCUUUCUACCUUCUGUGCUGAUCUUUCAGAGGCUUUAUUGCACCUUUAAAGACACAUUAGUGUAUAUAGUUGUAACAUUAGAGAAACUCACAUCAUAUCAAUGCCUGCGAGCGUGAUAUUUAUUUAUAUUUAAUUAUUUAAUAAUCGACUAUAAAAUCUCUUGUUGACAUUCUGAUCAUACUUGAUUCUGGAGAAACUUCUAUCUUCUAUCAUUAAGUUGCACAAAGAAACUUUAAGAUAUUAAAACUCUGAAUCGAAUGACUCCACUGUAUGGUGAGAAUAUCUGAUUGUACCAUUGUACCCUCCUCUUAAGGGAAAGUAACUUAAAGUAAAAAAAAGUAACUUAACUUCUUUAAUACCGUCGUUAUGAAUCCUAGCAGGAAUUGUAAGAAUCCAAAUUUCCAUCACUAAGAAAUCCUUGAAUGGAUACCAAAAACUCUGUACGUUUAACUUUAUUUACACAUUUGUUCAUUUCACUUUUCUGAUAUAUUUUCUGUGAUUUCCCUACAUGUAAUGCUGUAAUGCUGCUUUAAAUGAUUCUCCAUGCUGCUAGGAAUAGCAUUUGGAGGGAGAAGUACUCAUUCUUUUUAUUUGAUUUAAAGUGAACUUAACUCUUGCCUGAAUACAGUCACAAUUAAGGCAACAUUAUGUAGAAAUUGUUACUUUUUGCAAUUUUACCGCCCUAAAAUUUCAGAUUUAGAUUUUUUCUAUACCACUGUUGGCUAUGUUGACCGCUCAGCUGUCUCUGGUUCUGGUGCCAAUUCCAGGGUCACUCCUCGUCAGCAUUCCCUUGUGCCCUGGGCCUGAAAACCUCCUCCUCCUGGUGGUCCAAAACGCCUGGGGUACAAACACUCCCCUGGUGCUCUUUGCUCACAGUCCGGGCAGCACAGCUAACAAACUAAGCUCACAUUAACUAACAGCAGCUAGAGUUCACAGCUGUUUACAGACAAAGGCAAAACCAAAGCCAAAAGACAUAGGGACAUCAAACAUGAUCGAGGUUCACCAAAAUAAACAAAAUAAAUGAAUUGGUGCGUGACUGAGUGCCACUACUGACCAGAUUACAAGUCAGUGUAGCAUGAAAAUGAUUUAAAUCCCUUGUUUUAUGGUAGAAAAGUUAUAUAAUGUUGCUUUAAAGGUUAGUCAACAUAAUAUCAGAACCAGCCUUACUAUUACAUCCCUGUAGAGGAAUAAAAAGAGAUCAUCAAAAAAGAAGGCUGAAAUAAAUCUUGAGAAUGUAAAUCCAGUUUAUCAAACUGUAAUGCCUUUUAAAUGGAAAAAAAAAGAAUAAAUACAUUUUUAAAAAGUA